This is a messenger RNA of Candidozyma haemuli, 756 nucleotides long. RefSeq lists its product as uncharacterized. Lineage: Eukaryota; Fungi; Ascomycota; Pichiomycetes; Serinales; Metschnikowiaceae. Bases 1 to 756 code for a protein of 251 amino acids. The record is from RefSeq and is a predicted model, not a curated record. The transcript has a single exon.
AUGAGCAAAUUAGAUAGAGUCAGACAAUUGACCUUUGAUGACGUGCCCAAGGCCGCCAGAACCCUUUCGGAAGCGUUCGCCCAGGACGCCUUGGCCCGUCUUAUUACCUGUCAUAUUAAAGAUCCAAAACAGAAGGAUAAGGUUAACAUCUUGUUGUAUGAGGCCUACCUUAGACAGCACAUCGCCAAGGGCAUCUGCCUUGGUAUCGGUGAAACCGAUGACGCUUUUGAAACAGCUGCCAUCUGGGCCACUCCUAGCUCUGUUUCUGAUGGCCUAGAGAGCUUCCACACCAUGAUGACCGCUGGCUACGGCAAAUUGUGGGACGCUGCUGGCGCUGAAGGCCAGGAUAAGGUCUUCAAUGGCAUGUUGCCUCUUUUGCACGACACCUGUGCUAAGAUCUUCGCUACCGAUAGAAGAUUCAAGGGUAAAGGUGUCUACACUUUGGUGUACUUGGGCUCCAUUGCCGCCGCUAGAGGAAAGGGUAACGUUAGAACCAUGUUCGACUACAUGUACCAGAAGUACAUUGACUUGCCCAACUCCGAUAACCUUGCAUACUUGGAGAGCUCUUCUCCAGAUAACAUUCCAAUUUACAACAAAUUCGGCUUCCACUUCUACCAGAACAUUGCUUUGGGAGACAAAAACAAGCCCAGCGCCCAAGAAGGCGAAGAUUACGCUGUUAUGAACGUCAUGAUCAGGGGCCCUCAUGGUAAGGACUGGACUGGGUCCGCCACCCCCGACUCUGUACACAAAUUGUAG